Trypanosoma grayi is the source of this 1185-nucleotide messenger RNA. RefSeq lists its product as hypothetical. The transcript has a single exon. The coding region runs from base 1 to 1185 and encodes 394 amino acids. Gene Ontology annotation, molecular function: calcium ion binding. The record is from RefSeq and is a predicted model, not a curated record. Lineage: Eukaryota; Euglenozoa; Kinetoplastea; Trypanosomatida; Trypanosomatidae. Gene Ontology annotation, cellular component: mitochondrion.
AUGUGGUCGUUACUGCGUCGUCCAACCAUGGCGCGUGUACUGCGAGCGCCGCCAGUAGCAGCAGCAACAUCAACAACAACAACAGCAGCAGCAGCAGGAGCAGGAACACGUUGUAUCUCUUCCGUCGCGCCGCAGGACCGCCUUGCGGUGGAUGCGUCGCCGCUAUCUUCAUCAGUAUCAUCAGUAACACCAGCAUCAGCAGCAGUAUCCGCCGCUGCUGCUGUGCCGCCGCUUCCGCUACGCCCUGAAGCAGGAGGGAUCCCACACACCCCGGUGGAUGCUGAAGCGGCAGCGGCGAGGAGCUGCCGCGACGUCAAGGACAACGACGAGUUAGUGGCAGCGCUGCAGCGCGUGCGUGCGGCAUUGCAGAAGUACCGCGAGCACCCCCCUACCACUUCUUCUUGUGCCGUUGCUUCUCCAGUUAAAACAACAGAAACAGCAACAGCAGAAGCAACGGCACCGCUUCUCUCGUACGUUGCGGCGGCACGCGACACCGAGCUUCUGGCGUCCGUAGUGCUGCUCCUGGAGAAGGACGCCAGCUUUGGUCCACGUCUGCUCGCCGCAUUGCCGGGAGACUCGCUGCGGCUGGCACUCGUCAUCGGCACUGCGCAAGAGUACUUCGGGCAGGAUGCUGUUGAGGCGCAGCUGCGCGCGGUGGACAAGGACAACGACGACAAUAUCUCCUCACAAGAGUACGACGCGUGGGUGGAGUCUGCGGUGCGGAAGCGCGCCGCCACGCGGUUCGUCAUGCCGCGCGGCAACGCUAUGCCCUCACAGGAAGCAGCAACGUCAUCCUCAUCAGGGUCCGUUUCCUGGCGAUUGUGGUACCACAUUGCGUGGUCUGCGGCUGUUCCUUUCAUGGCGUUCGGCAUGCUCGACAACACCAUCUUUGUGACGGUUGGUGACACCAUCGACAAGAGCUUCGCGGAGGCGUUGGGUCUAUCAACUAUGGCGGCCGCAGCCCUCGGCGGCGUGGUGUCGGGGACGGCAGGCAUUCAAAUGCACGGCCUCGCGGACCGCAUGACACAACGCUCGCGUCUUGCGCGGGCGCCGAAGUUGACGGCCGCGCAGCGUGCCUCCGCCUCGCAUGGAAGCGCCGCACGUGCGGGAAGCACGUUUGGUAUGAUGCUUGGCCUCGUGCUCGGCAUGACACCGCUGCUGUUGCUGUCCUCCCCCGCCUCAUAG